Tripterygium wilfordii is the source of this 2199-nucleotide messenger RNA. RefSeq names its product protein IQ-DOMAIN 1-like. Gene Ontology annotation, molecular function: protein binding. Lineage: Eukaryota; Viridiplantae; Streptophyta; Magnoliopsida; Celastrales; Celastraceae. The transcript has 5 exons. Bases 438 to 2039 code for a protein of 533 amino acids. The record is from RefSeq and is a predicted model, not a curated record.
CUGUGCAUCCUCAACGUGCUUUCUCUCUCAAUAAUGUAUUGACUCUGUCAAGAGCCUCUCAAAGUUCUCAAACUCUGUCUCACGUUCUGCUUAAUAAUAUAUUCAAAUACCACUGUUGGCGUACGUAUUCACGGACACUCUCAUACAAGACCUCCAUUACUGUACUCCCCAUGCCAGAUAAAAGAAACACCAACUUUUUUCAGCACAUUAGAUAUAAUUAUAGAUUUAUUGAAUCUCUCAGCUCUGUCACAUACUCUCACUCUCUCGCUUCAUCACUCUCUCUUACACGCUUACAGAUAGAGCAGUGUACAUACAAUUUAAGAGAAGGCAUCAAUGCAUCAUCAUCAUCUCUUGCUCUGUCUCGCUCUCUCUCUCUCUCUUUGUGAACUUUUCAAGGGCUGUCUGUAUUUUGCUGUAAGCCUGUAAGUGCAAUUUUGAUGGGAAAGAAAGGAGGUAGCUCUUGGUUGACUGCUGUGAAAAGGGCUUUUAGAUCUCCCACUAAAGAUAAUGACCAUCAAAAGAGUAGUACCAGGAGACGCGUAGACCGUGACCAAGAAGAAGAUGAAGAUAAGAAAAGGGAGAAGAGAAGGUGGCUUUUUAGGAAAUCAGGUAGUCAAGAAACGGUGACCCAACAAACGGCACCUCCGAAUGUAGCCGCAGAAACAGAGGAUUUGUCUGUCUCUUCAGCGGCAGAGCAUAGGCAUGCAAUUGCUGUAGCUGUGGCCACAGCGGCUGCGGCCGAGAAGGCUGUGGCAUCGGCCCAGGCAGCGGUGGCUCGUUUUAGUACUAGGCCUUCUAAUAAUCAUGCCGCAGAACACUACGCCGCCACUGUGAUUCAGACUGCUUUUAGAGGCUAUCUGGCGAGAAGAGCUCUUCGAGCGCUAAAAGGACUAGUGAAGUUGCAAGCUCUGGUGAGAGGUCACAAUGUGAGAAAGCAAGCCAAGAUGACUCUACGAUGCAUGCAAGCUCUGGUUCGAGUACAGGCUCGGGUGCUCGAUCAACGCGUCAGACUUUCACAAGAAGGUAGCAGGAAGUCGGCAUUUAGUGACACUAAUAGUAUGUGGGAAUCUCGGUACCUUCAAGGCCUUUCAGACAGAAGAUCAAUGUCAAGAGAGGGAAGUAGCAUUGCAGAUGAUUGGGAUGAACGGCCUCACACAAUUGAAGAAGUUAAAGCCAUGUUACAGAACAGGAAAGAAGCUGCAUUGAAGCGUGAUAAGAGUUUGUCCCACGCCAUGUCUCAACAGUUGUGGAGAACUGGUAGGAGCCCAUCAAUUGGAAACGAACAAGAGCUCCAAGAAAGCACACAAUGGCUUAAUCGGUGGAUGCCCACAAAGCCAUGGGAGAGCAGAGGACGAGCUUCAACUGAUCAGAGAGACCCCAUAAAAACUGUUGAAAUUGAUGCUUCCCAACCUUACUCAUAUUUUGCCCCGAAGAUUGAAAGAAUCAGUCCAAAUCAAUCUCACCAAAACCAAAGACCCAAUUCACAUUCACCACUCCAUAGAGUCCCCCAAAAUGCCCCUAUCACACCCUCUCCCUCCAAAUCUCGACCUCUGCAAGUGCGGUCCGCUAGCCCUCGCUGCGUAAGAGAUGAUAGAAGCUACAAUGCAUCAUCUCAAACUCCAAGCUUGAGGUCGAAUUACUACUACAAUGGCUAUUUAACGAAUCAACAUAGCAGCAGACAGGGUACUAGUGUUGCCAAUGGUGCUACAUUGCCAAGUUACAUGGCUGCAACAGAGUCCGCCAAGGCUCGUUUGCGCUCACAAAGUGCACCGAAACAGAGGCCAUCGACGCCGGAGAGAGAGCGAGCCAGUUCGGUGAAGAAACGCCUCUCUUUUCCUGUUCCUCCUCUGGAUCCUCACCGAGUGGGAUACAGGGGAUAUGGUGGUGGACAUAACUUGAGGAGUCCAAGCUUUAAGAGUGUAAGUGGAUCACAUUUUGGGUUGGAGCAAGAGUCUAACUAUUCUUCAUGCUGUACGGACAGCCAUGGUUGUGAAGUGUCGCCAUCUUCAACUACUGAUCUUCGGAGGUGGUUGAGAUGACGAUUAAUGGCAUCAUGCCCACCAUUAAUACUUCUCAAAGCACUUCGACUUCAUUUUCAGACUGCUAUGUGUAUUGGUUGGUGGGAUUCAACUCUUCCACUUCAUUUUCCCAUGUUUUCAUUGUUCAACCAAUAGCCCACAACUGGUUCUUGUGUCCUAA